This is a messenger RNA of Dioszegia hungarica, 1362 nucleotides long. RefSeq lists its product as uncharacterized. Lineage: Eukaryota; Fungi; Basidiomycota; Tremellomycetes; Tremellales; Bulleribasidiaceae. Gene Ontology annotation, molecular function: mRNA binding. The record is from RefSeq and is a predicted model, not a curated record. The coding region runs from base 1 to 1362 and encodes 453 amino acids. Gene Ontology annotation, cellular component: spliceosomal complex. The transcript has 5 exons.
AUGAUCCCCUUUCCGACGCCCGGAAACGGACUUCCAAGCAGGAGUUUUACCAAGCCGCUCAAUAGUAUCAACGUGUACGUCGGCUGCAUUGCACCUGGUAUAGAGAACGCGAUACUGAUAGAACUCCUCAAUCUCAAUAGAGGUCGCAAUAAAGGGAAGCCCGAGGCGUACGGAUUCGUCUCGAUCGAAGAUCCCGAGGUUGUCAGGCGGUGUAUACGCUGCUUGAGUGGUGUGCGACUUCCGGAUUUGUCACCGGAGGGGAUCAGGGAGAAGAGACCGGCCAAAGCAUUGGUGUUGAGGGUAGAUGAGAAGGCCAUGGCGUUCAAGCAGACGUCCGGAAGUACGGUCGAUUGUGAGCUUGACGACAACACGGCCGAUGCUGCCGCACGAGAUAUCAUUGCUGUCAUCAUCGCGCGCCUCGGCCAAGUCCAUACAGCUCUCGCCCGCGAACCUGUCACUCGAGCCUCCGGCGGUCAAACCCCAAUCAACGUCAUUGUCCCCGCACAUCUCCAAAAUCUCCGAGUAGGCGACUUGCCCGAAAAACAGCGUGUGGUUUGCCUCGACCAAAUCUGUGUAUUCCGCGAGAACGCUGCGUGGCUGGACCGAGAGCAGAAGCUCCGGGAGGAACAAACAAAGAUGGCCCUAAUUUACAAUCCCGGCGGGUACAAGCGGCCGCCCAGUCCUUCCGCGUACGGGUAUGGCCCGCGGGGGUUUCAGUGGAACGCUUCGACAUCAAGCGCAUCAUCUCAAUACCCUCCAGGCGGGCGUGAUCGACCCCCUCCACAGAUGCACGGGGGAGAUCUUACCGCCCGAGCGAAGCGCAGCCUCCACAGUGCUGGUCGCAGUACUCAUCGACGUGGUCGUCACUCUCGCCGGACAAAGGAACACCAAGAGGACGUCCGAGAUCAGCAAGCGAAUAUGGUUAAGCACGAGGCGGGUGAGAGGGAGUCGUGGGGAUCUGUGACGGAGCAAACGCAAGAGCUGGCUCGGGUGGAGGAGGUAGAGAUGCAGCGCGGACUUGUCAGCGACAAAGCCGCACCUAUCAACUGCGUAGAGCCCCCCGAGCCGCCCAUAACACGCAGACCCACCGCCAGGGCAAAAGCCCGGUUGGCGCCGGCCAUCGCUUUCGCGUUCGACGUCGACGACGAGGAGAAGGUUGCCGCGAAUAAGCGCAAGCAAAGGUCAUUCAAUCAAACACGUCCGCAAUACGCGCAGCAUCAGUAUGAUGGUCCCCUAUUUGGUGGACACUACGCCGGAGAUUUCUCUCUGAGACGCCAACAGGAUACCCGAGUGAACACGAACAAGGCUCUACCGGCUGUCCCCGAUUCGAGAGGGGUUCGCUUUGGAGCAGCUCCGCCGUAA